CAGUUGAGGAUAUAAUAUAUAAUAAUAAUAUAAUAAAAAAGAAGAAGAAGAAGAAAUAGAAGAAAGGUUGGAGAAAAAUGAAGGAAGACAAAUGGGGGUAUGCGAUACAUACAAGUUCACCAGCAUGUAUAGCUUCAAUCAAUCUGUAUUACGAGCAGGUUCUCACUUAUGGAAGGUCCCGUGGGGCCCUCAUUCUCGAUGCUGUCGAUGCUGAUCCUAAUUGCGUCCUUGCCAACAUUUUGGCUGCUCAUUUUUGUUCCUCCUCUCCUUCUGCUGCUGACCGUCUCCCUUCCCUUGUUCAUGCCGCCUCUUCCAAUCUUGAACAUGCCACUCCUUAUGAAGUUGCGGUUUUUGAAACAAUUGAGUGUUUGAUUUCACCGAAUAGGGAUGAUGAUGUGGCUCUACACUUGCAUUCCAAACUACUGAGUGAAUUCCCAAAGGAUCUUGUGUCUUUGAAGAGGGCCCAAAUUCUAUGUUUCUACAUGGGUCGACCCGAUUUAUCUUUGCAACUUGUUCAACAGGUAUUACCUUCAAAUAUCGAACAAGAUUUCGUAUAUGGAAUGCUUGCCUUUCCUCUCUUAGAGCUUGGACUUAUGGAUGAGGCUGAGAUUGCUGCCAACAAGGGUUUCCGUAUCAACAACGAAGAUCCAUGGUCACAACAUGCUUUAUGCCAUGUUUUUCAAUAUCAAUGUCGUUUUAAAGAGGCAGUGGAGUUCAUGGAAAAAUGCUCCCAUUCUUGGGCUCCUUUAUCUUCCUUCAUGAACACUCACAAUUGGUGGCACGUUGCGCUUUGUUACUUGGAAGGUAACGCUCCCUUUGAGAAAGUACGUGAUAUCUACGAGAAUCGAAUCUGGAAAGAAUUGGAUAGAAGUGAUGCUACCCCCAUUGAGGUAUACUUAAAUGCAGUUGGGUUGUUAUUGCGAGUUCAUGUAAGAGGGGAAAUUCGUUUCUUUGAGGGCCAUUUGAAGAUCUUAGCUGGUUUUCUUUCAGAUCGAACCUUUUGGUAUGCUGAGUGGCACCUUGAUCUGUUGAUAUUAUGGGCCUUAGCUUGUACCGGGAAGUUAUCUGAGGCGCAAGAUUUACUCAAUGGUUUGAAGUCAAAGGUUUCUACAAUGAAUCCAAAGAAGGGAAAGUUAAUGCAGAAAGGACUUAUGCUUGCGGAAGCUUCUUACGAGUAUGGGAGAGGAGAGUAUACUCGAGCAUUAGAGCUGCUUGGUCCAGACUUUGAUGCAGACAACUAUAAGAUGGUGGGUGCUUCUGGGGAACAACUUGAUGUCUUUAAUGAAGUUUGGUAUGUUAUGUUACUCAAUGCAGGGCAUGCUGAAAAGGCAAUUAAAGUGAUUGAGAAGCAAUUAAAGAAGAGAGAUGGAACUCCCUUUUUAUGGCGUUUGUUGGAAAGGUGUUAUCUGACAUUGGGGAAGCAAGAAGCUGAAAGUAUAGGUGCAAAGGCCAAGGCUUUAGAGAGUGCCUAUUUUUGAGUUCUAACCAAGGCACAAUCAAUCGAUCUAUACUUGUCUUAAUUGGUAACUUAAUUAUGUUGUAUAAUUACUGUAUGUGUGAAUGUUUUACAUACUUCAGUUAAUCUAUAUUUAUACCCAUAUAAGGUCGUUUAAGAACCUUAUUUGGUUAUUGUGUGAA
Messenger RNA from Erigeron canadensis, 1638 nucleotides. RefSeq names its product tetratricopeptide repeat protein 38. Lineage: Eukaryota; Viridiplantae; Streptophyta; Magnoliopsida; Asterales; Asteraceae. The coding region runs from base 78 to 1478 and encodes 466 amino acids. Gene Ontology annotation, molecular function: protein binding. The transcript is spliced from 13 exons. The record is from RefSeq and is a predicted model, not a curated record.